UAGUCACGUGAUAAAAAUAUAAAAACAACCGCGGGACGUGGAAAUUACAUGUUACUGUUUACAAAAUUUACAAUGGCACAGUUUUGUUUUCCCAUGCUUCGAAUUGAAGAAAUUGCAUGUUUCUUUCAUGAGAUCAAUGUUGACAUUUCUGACAGCGACUUUAGAAAGCCCGACCCCUUCAAAUGGAGGCAGAUUUAUGGAAUAAUAUUAGAGUUAUUGACAAAUAUUCCUCCUGAUCAAGUUUACCAAAACAGUCAACAAAUAAUUUUGGUAAAAUCAAAUGAUGUUUACGAAUAUCCAGAGCUCCACAAUGAAUCGUUGCCCCUUAUGACUGUAACACUUUCCCUAAAAAGAGUGAUGAGCACUUGUGGAAUUAAAGAUUUCACAGUUCAAGACAUCAUCGAGCCAACCUUGAAACGUCUAAUUAAGAUUUGCAGCGCAGCUAUCAAUUUAUACAAGUUUAGGACAAGUAGAAUAACAAUUUUCCAUCAACUCAAAGAGGAAAAUGAAAAGUUUCGUGACCUCUAUGAUGACGUAAGACAGAAAAUUAAUAAACAUAAAGCCAUUAGAGCUGAAGAAGAACCAGAAAUUGCCCAACUUCAACAUGAUAUUGAAGUGUUUACCACCGAAAUGACAGGCCAUCAUAAACAACAAUCAGUUUACCAAAAAAAUAUCCAAGAAAUAAAAACUGAAUUGUCAGGUAAAAGAGCAGCCAAGGACAAACUGAAAGUUGAUAUCAUCAAUAAGGAGAAGCAAAUUGAUAUUAUUUCUCAGAAAAUUGUCCAGUCACCGGAGAAAGCCAAGAAUGAGCUAGCCAGAAAUCAAGAAAGAGUGACAACCCUUAAUGAAGAUAUAGCUGAAUCUAGAGACAAACGUACGGAAUGGGCAAGACAAGCAGAAAAAUUCAAGCAGCGAGAGGCUAUGGCUGAUAAACUAUUGAAAGUUUUACAAUCAAUCAAACAAGAAAAAGAUCAAGAAAGUGCUUUAAGCAAGGAUAUCCUCCAAAAUACAGAAGUUUACCAAGAGAUUCAGAGUGUAUUAGAAGAAUUAGCAACUAAGAGAUAUCAGCUUGAAGCCAGAUUAACAUCCAAACAAGAAGCUGGUUCCAAGUUUGAUCUUCAGUUUAAAGCUAAGAAAAGGGCUUCCCAUGAACAGCUUGAGCAAGUCAUUAAUCAGAAGAUGAUGUACAAGAAGAAAAAUAAUUUGGAAGCAGAACAAACAGAGGGUACACUGAAGCAAAAACAGAAAGUAUUAGAAGAAUUAAGGAACAAGGAACAGCAGAUUGAAGAGAGAGUUGAAAAUAUUGCUUCCCUGUACAUUGAACUGGUUCAGAAAUUUGAAGAAUCACAUGAACAAUUUAAAGGCAAAUGGGCACAUUUUCUCCAGAGUUUGUUAGAUUAGUGUAUUUAAUAGUGCUACUACAUGUACUUGCUUGAAUAUUGGAUACUUUAAGUCUACUUAUAAAGCUUAUUUGCAUAAAUUCUUAGGAAUUGCUUAUUUAUUGAAACAUUAGAAGAAAUGUGAUGACUUACAUCUGAACAGAACCCUAGUGUUAAGUUGUUUGUUUCAGGGAAUGCUACAGUACAAAUUAUAGGUGCAUUAUUGCACUUGGGAAUAAAGAGAAAACAGAGACUUCAUAGAAAGUCACCAGGAACAUGUAUAUAGCAAAAUUCAUAUCGUAAUUCCAACUCUGUAAUAAUGCUUGUGCUAAUUUGUUUUCUUUAAUCCGUGCAACUUCUUACGUACAUGCUAUUUACAAAUGUAAAAAAAAAUGUUUAUUUAUAUGACUUAUUUCUUAAA
Patella vulgata (common limpet) is the source of this 1800-nucleotide messenger RNA. RefSeq names its product kinetochore protein Nuf2. Gene Ontology annotation, cellular component: Ndc80 complex; kinetochore. The coding region runs from base 49 to 1401 and encodes 450 amino acids. NCBI's taxonomy places the organism in Eukaryota, Metazoa, Mollusca, Gastropoda, Patellidae. The record is from RefSeq and is a predicted model, not a curated record. The transcript has a single exon.